This is a messenger RNA of Gymnogyps californianus (California condor), 4176 nucleotides long. It is a transcript of the gene PRPSAP1, whose product is annotated as phosphoribosyl pyrophosphate synthetase associated protein 1. The coding region runs from base 94 to 1164 and encodes 356 amino acids. Gene Ontology annotation, molecular function: ribose phosphate diphosphokinase activity; magnesium ion binding. The record is from RefSeq and is a predicted model, not a curated record. The transcript has 11 exons. Lineage: Eukaryota; Metazoa; Chordata; Aves; Accipitriformes; Cathartidae. Gene Ontology annotation, cellular component: cytoplasm; ribose phosphate diphosphokinase complex. Gene Ontology annotation, biological process: 5-phosphoribose 1-diphosphate biosynthetic process; purine nucleotide biosynthetic process.
CACACACACACACCCGGCUCCCCGAGAAGGGAGAGUUUACGCCGUUCUCACGCCUCCUCCUCAGCUCCACGGGGGUUGCAUGACUCUUUGGCGAUGAACGCAGCCAGAAGUGGCUACCGGGUCUUCUCUGCCAACUCCACGGCAGCCUGCACCGAGCUGGCGAAGAGGAUCACGGAGCGUCUCGGUGCUGAGCUGGGGAAAUCUGUAGUGUACCAGGAAACCAAUGGAGAAACAAGAGUUGAAAUAAAAGAAUCCGUCCGGGGACAGGAUAUCUUCAUUAUACAGACAAUCCCCAGAGAUGUGAAUACCGCUGUCAUGGAGCUGCUGAUAAUGGCGUAUGCACUGAAGACUUCCUGUGCCAGGAACAUCAUUGGGGUCAUCCCUUACUUCCCCUACAGCAAACAGAGCAAAAUGAGGAAGAGGGGCUCUAUAGUCUGCAAGCUGCUGGCUUCGAUGCUCGCCAAGGCAGGUUUAACACACAUUAUCACUAUGGACCUUCAUCAAAAGGAAAUUCAAGGCUUCUUCAGCUUCCCAGUAGACAACCUGAGAGCAUCCCCUUUCUUGCUUCAGUAUAUACAGGAAGAAAUUCCGGAUUACAGAAACGCAGUUAUUGUAGCCAAAUCUCCUGAUGCAGCUAAAAGGGCUCAGUCUUACGCUGAGAGACUACGGCUGGGACUAGCAGUGAUCCACGGAGAGGCUCAGUGUACAGAGCAGGAUAUGGAUGAUGGACGUCACUCCCCUCCAAUGGUCAAAAAUGCAACUGUGCAUCCUGGUCUGGAGCUGCCGUUGAUGAUGGCCAAGGAGAAACCGCCAAUAACUGUGGUUGGAGACGUUGGAGGAAGAAUUGCCAUCAUUGUGGAUGACAUCAUCGAUGAUGUGGAAAGCUUUGUAGCUGCUGCAGAGAUCCUGAAAGAGCGUGGAGCCUACAAGAUUUUUGUGAUGGCUACUCAUGGGCUCCUGUCAGCAGAUGCCCCCCGUCUCAUAGAGGAAUCCUCCAUCGAUGAGGUGGUAGUAACCAACACAGUUCCUCAUGAGGUACAGAAGCUGCAGUGCCCCAAGAUAAAGACUGUGGAUAUCAGUUUGAUUCUCUCUGAAGCCAUCCGACGAAUCCACAAUGGCGAGUCCAUGGCCUAUCUCUUUCGCAACAUCACUGUCGAUGACUAGACCGGGCGCUGCCCCUGUCCUGGCUUCCACAAGAGAAGGAAAUAUGCAUGAAAAGGCAAUACCAUAAAUUAUAGGCAUAACACAACUGUUUAUUCUUGUAGGAGCGUGAAGGUUUUCAGGGUCUUGAGCCAUGAGAUCUAAUAGAAAAAAUCAACCUGACCAGCACUUUACAGGUGAAUAGAAGAGGCCACUGGCAAUGGGGGGGAUUACAUCUUAAUUAAGAGAGAUGGAGAAAUGAGGAGGUGUUAAAUUUUUAAGUUCCUUUAAUUUUUUCUUUUUUUAGUGUCUUAUCUCUUGCCCUGUAGGGGUGGGGAAGAAAAGAAAAAAAGACGUAGCUGUCAGCUUAUAAGAAGGGAAUAGAGACUGCUCAUUGCUGUGUGUGGGCAGCGAGAGGAGACAGCCUUGGGGUUUCUGUUUCUGACUGACUCGCCUGAGAGCGCAGAAGGGAGCGCUUCAUUCGGGCGGCUGGGCAGGACUGCUUGCUGCUGGCAGAGCUGAUCAGCAGAGCAGCUCCUUGCCAAUUGAGUGGCCUCUCAUCUCUUGCACAGCAUAGCAAGGACUUUCAUCAAAACUAAGUUAGCGGAACAUCCAGAAAGGGCAGCUUAGGGCAACCCAUUCGCAGGGCUGCUCGCAUCCUUGUGUCGGGGCGCUGGGAACAAGCUCACGUGUAUCUCCCAGCAGGGCAAGGGGUGCUAGUUAAUGUGCUGGCCUUUUCAUUUUGCGAGCCUCGGAUCAUUAUUGUUCUUCAGUGGCAAGUCACGUGAGGGUCUAGGUCCUCACUUGAACGCCUGUCUGCACUGCAAAACCAGGUGCAAUUUCUGGAGUUGCCUGGGUCUGAUGAGUUGUGGCAGAGUCUCGUGGGGAAGGGGCGUUGGAACAAUAUCUGCCUCUAAUGCAGCUGUGCUCUCCAAAACACUAACACUGAACCUGCAAUAAAAAGCAUAGGAUUUUUCAUUUUUUGGUGCUUCCUGUGAACCCUGUACCCUCUGGACAGCUGCUGUGUCUGUACCGUGGGGCUGUUGCUGUAACCAGGCUCACUUGGCAGCUUGCAGCCGCCUUCUGCGGGGAAGUAGGACUCACUGCUUGCUCCUUUCUUGAGUGACACUAAUCCUUGGCUGGAGGGGACACUUGAGAAAGCAGCACAAGGUGCUUGUGAAGGACUUUGUCUCCAGAAUGUUAAAAGGAUAAAUUCCCAAACUGUGAUCUUCCCCCUUGAUGAGGCAGGCAAACACACUCCAGUAAAACCUAUACCACUUUCUAGCCUGCUGAUGUGAGGAACAAAGCCUGCCAGAGGCAGUUGCUUCAAAAGAGCCCUGCUGGUGACGGGCUGUCUGUAGCAGGCAGUUGUUUAGCUUUGCUUAUCCUUCAACUUCUGCCUACAUCCUUCUCUUCCACUCCAGCAUCUAAAAUGUGUACGGUGCCAAGGGGCAGGCAGUGACUCUGAGCAGGACAAGCCUUGAACACCGGGCAAACAAGCGUGCCUCGACACGGGGGAGUUUGUCUUGCAGAAUCGCGUCCUGUCUCGUAGCCAGUGAGUGUACAUGAAAGGCCAGAGCGGUUGGGUCAUCUCCAGUAUCCAGCAUGGAUUAAACCUCCAAGGCAAAUCCCACGAGGGGUGCGCAGGGCUGGAUGAGGUCUUAAGGCUGUUGGUGGUUUCCCUGCAUUUUCGAAGUACUACGAACAAAUCACGGCUGUACUCUGUGACCACAGCGUGGCUCCUCGGCCUGGUGGAGUAACGCGGUACUGUGCUAUAAGUAUUAUUGAACGGAUCGACUGAAGUGUGUGAAGUCCUUGCGGACAUCUGUAUGCCCCCUUGUUCUGAGCCGCUACCAGACCAUGCUCUUCGUACUGGAAGCCAGUGUUAAAAACAUGAGCAGUAUUGCUCUCCUCUCCCCUUCAAACUGCUUGUCAGACCUGCCAGAAGCAAGGUCAGGGCUUGUUGAGCGCUGUUGCCCCAUUCAGGCUUGCCUUUACUGGCCUGUAUUUGGGUAGAAACUGUGGAACCACGGCACCAGUGAGCAGAGGGUUGUGCCAGUAUCCCCUGGGUCGUACUCGGGACCACAACCAGAGUUAUCCUCAGGCUUCGCUUCAAACCUUACCCUGACUAGAAGCCAAAAGCAGUUGGCUAAACUGAAUCCAGGAGAUGUUCACGUCUCAAAAUCCCUAACUGCUUGAGGAAAACUGGUACCCUGUAUUCACUGGGUCCCCAAAGGUCACGGGGAGAUGGUUGGUUGGGGCCGGUGUACGCUAGGACACAGCAUCUGCCCGACCUGACCCAGCCUGGACCUAGGUUGCCAUCACAUCGGCAUUGAACCUCAGCACUUUCCCUUCUGCCCCAAGAUCCUUCCCUUGCUGUUGCUGUACCGCCGUGCUGAUGUGGCCCUGUGCUAUUUUGGGGGUCUUAUAGCUUUUCCUGCCAGUCCUGGGUGCUGUCUGGAAAGCUUGACCAGUCCCUGGGUGUAGCUUUAGAGCUCCUGAGCCUGCAGCUCUGCCGGUUACUGGAGUUAAGGCUUAGGAUCCCUCAUAAGAGGGUUAGCUUCUUGCCUCGGUGCAUCUUGUUCCUAUCUCUUAAUCUCUCUACUCCCUCUCUGAAUGCAAUCCUCCCAGCUUGGAAAAGAAAAAUGCACACACAGAGCAGAUCUAUAUGCUUUGGGUUUAAUGCCUGAAAACGGUUAUCACGUACCUUUUAAAAGAGCCAGGCGUCUGUUCUGUUUCCUGCUUGCCCACCCUCAUCCUUUCUUGGAAAUUGUCUUCGAGUGCCUCGCCGAAGGAGGGAGAUGUCAGUGCUCUGACUGUGUGAUGGUUGGACCUGGAGGUUUAUGAAGUUCUUGUUGAUUAUUUUUGUAAGUACUUGCCUGAUGGAUCACUCUGGUUCAAAGAUUUUUCCCAGUGUUUGAAUACUUUACUUCCUGGGGUUGUCUGGAAGCAUGUGUUUAUCUGCGUGUCUUUUUCCCCUGCUUAUACGGCUCUCUGCUUUGGAGCAAGAGGCUAGAAAUCCCUGUGUUGAUGCUG